CUUCGUGUUCGCAACCACUCUUCUGUCUGGCUCGCCUGCUCAGUGCCUCUGCCCCGUGAGACGUUAUCUGUCCUCCGCAUCUCUUAUUCCUCGUAUCUUCUAUCCCGCAUACCCUUCCCGUGCUGGGUCGACCCCCUCCCUCCCUCCCCGAAUCCCGAUCUAGCCCCCUUCCUCCCUUAUCUUUUUUCCCUGGACCCUGCUUCCUGGACCUGCAUCCCCUCACAUAUCGAUCUCGAAUCCCGUCACGAUGGAUCUCUGCGGCCGUCAGAAGGUGGUGCGACGCAAGAUGGUGCUUUUAGGGGACGGUGCGUGCGGAAAGACCUCCGCCCUGAAUGUCUUCACCAGAGGAUACUUCCCAACUGUUUACGAGCCUACUGUAUUCGAGAACUAUGUGCAUGAUAUCUUCGUGGACAACGUACACAUGGAAUUGUCGCUAUGGGACACGGCCGGCCAGGAGGAAUUCGAUCGGUUGCGCGCGCUUUCAUACGAGGACACACAUGUGAUCAUGCUUUGCUUCAGCGUCGACAGUCGGGAUUCGUUCGAAAACGUCGCGAGUAAAUGGAUCGAGGAGAUCUCCGAGAACUGCCCCGGCGUCAAGCUCGUCCUCACAGCGCUCAAGUGCGAUCUGAGAAAGGACGAGGCCGACAACGAGAACCCCAACGCGAUCGCUUACGACGAAGGCCUGGCCAAGGCGAAGGAAAUCGGCGCGGUCAAGUACCUGGAGUGCUCCGCCGUACAAAACCGCGGAAUCAUGGAAACCUUCUACGAGGCGGCCAAGGUGGCCCUCGAGGUGAAAACCCAGGGGUCUAGCGGAUCCGGCGAUCGAUGUGUCAUUCUCUAGACCUGUCUAUUGUCUAUCCAUCCUCCCCCUUACUGAUAUUAUGACCUCCGUGGCAUUGCUUGCUCUGUUCCUAUACCCUUCUCAACCUUCCCCCCCC
Messenger RNA from Aspergillus heteromorphus CBS 117.55, 938 nucleotides. RefSeq names its product Rho family GTPase RHO3 (gene rho3). Gene Ontology annotation, biological process: small GTPase-mediated signal transduction. Bases 248 to 841 code for a protein of 197 amino acids. The record is from RefSeq and is a predicted model, not a curated record. The transcript is spliced from 8 exons. NCBI's taxonomy places the organism in Eukaryota, Fungi, Ascomycota, Eurotiomycetes, Eurotiales, Aspergillaceae. Gene Ontology annotation, molecular function: GTPase activity; GTP binding.